UGGUUCCCUGGUGCUGGAUUCAAGAGACAAGCGCGAGAAUGGCGAAAAGAUGCCAACCUCGCGUACAAUGAGGCAUUUGCUGCAAUGAAGGCCCGCGAUGAUAUUCCCUCAGGUUGCAUGGCAAAGCCGCUCGUGGAGAAGAUGCUCGACGACCCCGGCGACCCUGUAUAUGCGGAGCACGUCCUCAAGGCCACUCUCUCCUCAAUGUAUAUAGCUGGAGCAGAUACGACAGUAUCCACCCUGGAGACGUUCUUCCUCGCCAUGACGUUAACCCCUGAGGUCCUGCAAGAGGCACAACUCUCUGUGGACCGGAUCUGUGAGGGGCGGCUUCCCGACUUCUCGGACUACGAUGCUCUGCCAUGGGUACAUGCUAUCGUGAAGGAAUGUCUGCGCUGGCGACCUGUCGUCCCCAUGACCCCGGCGCACAUGGUGACCAAAGACGACAUCUAUGAGGGCUAUCACAUAACGAAAGGUUCGCUCGUCUUUGCGAAUGCUUGGGCGAUCUUACAUGAUCCAGAUGCAUACUCCGAUCCAGAGGCCUUCAACCCGCGACGUUUCCUCCGACCACGCCCGAGCAUUGGCGGAACGGGCGCGGAGAACGUGGAGCUUGACCCGACCGUGCGCGAUCCCGCGGUAGCGGUCUUCGGCUUCGGACGGCGGAUCUGUCCCGGACGUCACAUGGCGUACGAGUCGCUCUGGAUCGCGGUCGCGAGCGUAAUCGCUGCAUUCGACAUCACCAAGGCCGUCGACGCACAUGGUGCGGUUAUUGAACCAAGUGGAGAAUACACGGAUUGGUUCCUGACGGCACCGAAGCCGUUUAAGUGUUGUAUUCGUCCGCGAUCACCGGCACAUGCGGCGUUAGUGCACGCUGCGCUGGAGCGGGAUGGAUGA
Phanerochaete carnosa HHB-10118-sp is the source of this 891-nucleotide messenger RNA. RefSeq lists its product as uncharacterized. Lineage: Eukaryota; Fungi; Basidiomycota; Agaricomycetes; Polyporales; Phanerochaetaceae. The record is from RefSeq and is a predicted model, not a curated record. The transcript has 7 exons. Gene Ontology annotation, molecular function: monooxygenase activity; iron ion binding; heme binding. The annotation marks the transcript as partial.